ACUUUAAUAUAAUCUCUUUGUAAAGUACCAAAACCAAACUCUCUCUGGACAGUGUGUAUAGAAGAUACAUUUCUGUUUCAGAUCCUGAGCAGAAAAUCAAUACUAUUGCAUUGCCCUUGCACAAGUGUUAAUUUUUUACGCUUAAUUUCAUGAACCCAGAUGACAGAAAACGAAGGUUCAAUGAAGCCAUCGUUAAUAUGCUCUAUCCCUCUCCUGAGUCUCCUCCUCUACCGCAACGCGAACAGGAGUUGAAACCUGUGGAAACAGCUUUGAUCGACGACGGGUCUCGUUUUGACAUUAUUUCAGGCAAUUUGGACGAUUACGACAAUGCCUCCACGAGCGGCAACGAAGAACAUGACUCCCAGACGACGGAGAAGCUCACGAGGGCUCAACGAAAGAAAAUCCGUAAGAAGAAGCUGAAGGAAGAAGCGAUACAUCGCGGAAAAUUAAUUGGGCCAUUGUUGCCUCUCACCCCCACUCAAGUUCCAGAGGAUGCUCCAACUGUUCGAUCAAAUGCUCCUGAAGAAGGUGAUGAAGAUGUGGGGGCUUGUGCUAAAUCCGUGAAAGUGAAGCACCGGAGGAUGGCAAAAAGGCUCGCCAAAGAAAAGCAAAAUGCCUCUAUUUCGUAGAACGCCAAUCAAAGUUCCGUUGUUGACAUCAAAGAAGCCCUUUUAUAAGUAUAUGCUGGCAACAAUCACAAAAUAGAGUAUUCUAUUUAUUAGAUUACAGUUCAGCGUUAAGCUCGUGAUGCAUUGAUUAGAUUUUAUAAAGUAGUAGUUAGAUUGAAUGGCUGUAUUACGACGAUUGCGCUUUUUGUUAACUCUAGAAAUUUUCUUUUUGGAUAACAACAUUACUCUGA
Molecule: messenger RNA, 859 nt
Organism: Glycine soja
Lineage: Eukaryota; Viridiplantae; Streptophyta; Magnoliopsida; Fabales; Fabaceae
Exons: 4
Coding region: 150-629 (159 amino acids)
Source: RefSeq, a predicted model, not a curated record